This is a messenger RNA of Phaeoacremonium minimum UCRPA7, 1755 nucleotides long. Its product is annotated as putative diacylglycerol o-acyltransferase 2b protein. Gene Ontology annotation, molecular function: diacylglycerol O-acyltransferase activity. Bases 1 to 1755 code for a protein of 584 amino acids. Gene Ontology annotation, cellular component: endoplasmic reticulum membrane. The record is from RefSeq and is a predicted model, not a curated record. The transcript has a single exon. Gene Ontology annotation, biological process: triglyceride biosynthetic process. Lineage: Eukaryota; Fungi; Ascomycota; Sordariomycetes; Togniniales; Togniniaceae.
AUGGAGGCAGGUGGCGACGCAGGUGAGAUACCCAGCUUCACGCAACGAGAGAUCGAUCGCAACCAAGCGCCCGGCAACGAAAACGAAAGCACCGUGCAUGGCGGCGAUUCACACGCGGAGGAUACGGAGCGGCUUUCUUCCAUGCCGUUGUCCGAAUCAUCCGCGCCGCCGCGCAGCAAGAACUCAGUGCGCCGGCAGCGUAGGGCAUCGCGGAGAUCUCGGCAUGCGCUCAGGCAGGAAGUGCUGGAGAGUGUUGACACCAAUGUUUUAGCUACAGCGAAGGAGGCCAUUGGUGCCCCUGAUCUCGACCACUCUACAUACGCCGAGGCCGUGAAGGAGGGUUCGCUAGACACGACGGCCGACGGCGCCGAUGACGGGACGAAGGGAGGUGACCCGGCUCCUCAGACUUUGGACAAAGCGCAAACGAACGGCUCAGCGAAAGUGGCGACGGAGCACAGCAACAAGUCCGGCAAGAUCGACUCUGACAUGCCUGACACGGGAGCUACUUACGCGGAUGUGGUGAAAGAUGGUGUAAAAGAUUCAGAGAAGACAAAUGGCCAUACUAAGAAAUCACCGGCGGAGGGCGGAGAGCAAAGGAAAACAGAUAGCCCCAAUGGUACUUCCCGCGAAAAGACUGGGGGCUUUAAGAACGACUAUCCUGAGCUUAAGGACGACCUUGCUGUCCACGAAGAAGAGUAUGAGCGGAUGAGAGAUCGCAUUGCCGCCGCACAAGUGGCUGGCAUCAGGUUUGCGCCCCUGAAAGUCCCUCUCAAGCGCAGGAUGCAGACGCUGGCUGUCUUGUUUCACUCUCUGUGUAUGGGCACGACGGUGUCGAUUUUCUUCUUUCUCUGCGCCUUGCCAUUUCUAUGGCCGAUCAUAAUCAUCUACCUUAUUACCAUCCUAUUCGCGACAGAUGCGACGGAUGGCCGACUUCGCCGGCGGAAUGAAUGGUUUCGUCGCUGUGCUAUAUGGAAGUACUUCGCUGAAUACUUCCCGGCCAAGCUGCACAAGACACAUGAUCUGCCGCCUACGCGGAAAUACAUCUUUGGCUACCAUCCUCAUGGCAUCAUCUCCCAUGGAGCAUGGGUUGCUUUUGCCUCGGAGGCACUCGGCUUCGCUGAGAAGUUUCCUGGUAUCACCAACAGUCUUUUGACUCUCGACUCAAAUUUCCGGACGCCUAUCUACAGGGAGUAUGUUUUCUCGAUGGGAUGUCUGUCUGUAAGCAAGGAGUCUAUCACGAAUACCUUGACAAAGGGCGGACCCAACGGUGAGGGCAUGGGCCGUGCCGUGACUAUUGUCAUUGGAGGUGCAAGAGAGUCGCUCGAGGCUCAACCGGGCAGGAUGAAGCUGAUCCUUAAGGAGCGCAAGGGCUUCAUAAAGCUCGCCAUUCGAACAGGCGCCGAUCUUGUGCCUGUGGUUGCCUUUGGUGAGAACGAGCUGUACGACCAACUGCAGCCGCACCAGCACCCUUAUCUGCACAAGAUUCAGCGGCACUUCCUAAAGGUGUGGAAGUUCACAGUGCCGUUGCUACAUGGUCGCGGCAUAUUCAACUACGACGUUGGACUGAUGCCCUACCGCCGACCGAUGAAUAUUGUGGUCGGCAAGCCUAUCAUGGUGGCUCAAAACGCGAACCCGGACGUCGACGAGGUUGACCGUUUGCAUGACCUGUACACGGAAGAGGUUCAGAAGAUCUGGGACCGUUACAAGGACGAGUUUGCCAAGCACCGAAGGGAGGAACUACAGAUCCUGGAGUAG